Messenger RNA from Lepisosteus oculatus (spotted gar), 4777 nucleotides. Lineage: Eukaryota; Metazoa; Chordata; Actinopteri; Semionotiformes; Lepisosteidae. The record is from RefSeq and is a predicted model, not a curated record.
CAUGCAUGGUGAGGCAGCGUGAAUUCUAUUUCAGAUUUUAUGUGAGAGCAGAUGUGUCCUAUCCACUGGUUUGAGCAGUCCUUGUCAUGGGGGAUGGAGCUUGAUGCAAACUAAAGGCACCGUGAUGACAUAAGAGAGGCAGGAAGGGGGUUAAAAAUGUGAUGCUGUCACCCACGUUGUAGCAGAGGACAAUUCUGCUGAUGAACUUUGGCAGUGGCUUCAGAACAGCAGUCUGGGGGAUCUGUCCAAAAUAGAGGUGUUGGACAUCUCCUGGUUUACUGAGUGCAUGGGAGCUGGGAAGCCGGUUCAGGUUGAAGCCAGGCAUUGCCUUGUAUCAAUAAAUACAUCUGGGUGCUGGUUAUGAGGACUAUCCAUCUUAUCUUACGCGAGAAAACCCUCUAGUUCCCUUUAUUGUGGAAAUCUCGACAUCUGUGGAAAUGAAUGUCUUUCACUGAGUGGAGUUGAAAGAAGAGUGUUGAAGUAUUAAUUUUGCUGGAACAAAAGAACCAUCAACACAUAAAAGCUGCCCUGUGAUUGAUCAGUACCUGGAACCCAGUACUGUGGAGACCGUAUCUCAAUAUGCAUGUCAGAGAAGAACCACAAUGGAGAACCACAACCAAAUAUUCACGGAUGCAUUUGCAAUUCUGGCAGAAAACGCUGAGUUCAAUGAGAGUGAAGGACCCUGUCUGGCAUUCAUGAGGGCAGCUUCUUUGCUGAAAUCUCUGCCUCAUGCGAUCAGCUCUUCAAAAGACCUGGAAGGCCUGCCUUGUCUUGGAGACCAAACAAAAGCUGUCAUUGAGGAUAUUCUUGAAUAUGGACAAUGCUCUAAAGUUCAGGAUGUAUUAUGUGAUGAUAGAUACCAAACUAUAAAGCUGUUUACAAGUGUUUUUGGAGUUGGUCUGAAAACUGCAGAGAAAUGGUACCGAAAAGGAUUUCACUCGCUUGAGGAAGUUCAGGCUGACAACGCCAUACAUUUUACAAAAAUGCAGAAAGCAGGUUUUCUGUACUAUGAUGAUAUUUCAGCUGCUGUCUGUAAAGCAGAAGCCCAAGCAAUUGGACAGAUUGUAGAAGAAACAGUUCGCUUGAUUGCGCCAGAUGCAAUCGUGACUCUGACUGGUGGCUUUAGAAGGGGAAAGGAGUGUGGCCAUGAUGUGGAUUUUCUAAUCACCACUCCUGAGAUGGGGAAGGAGGUGUGGCUGCUCAAUAGAUUGAUUAACAGACUGCAAAAUCAGGGCAUUUUGCUGUAUUAUGAUAUUGUUGAAUCUACAUUUGACAAGACCAGACUGCCGUGCAGAAAGUUUGAGGCAAUGGAUCACUUUCAGAAGUGCUUCGCUAUAAUCAAACUGAAGAAGGAGCUGGCGGCCGGCAGAGUGCAGAAGGACUGGAAAGCCAUACGAGUGGAUUUUGUUGCCCCCCCUGUGGAUAAUUUCGCUUUUGCACUCUUGGGCUGGACAGGCUCAAGGCAGUUUGAGCGAGACCUGAGAAGAUUUGCACGCCAUGAGAGGAAGAUGCUACUGGAUAACCAUGCCCUUUAUGACAAGACUAAGAAAAUAUUCCUUCCAGCAAAGACUGAAGAAGACAUUUUUGCUCAUUUGGGACUUGAUUACAUAGAUCCAUGGCAAAGAAAUGCUUAAGAGAGUCCCAGCUGAUUAUUAGCAUCUACAGAUAUCGAUUUUGUCCACCAUUUUGAUUUGCAAUUAUUUUCACAGACAUUAUUUUUUUAGCUCUAUUACUAGUAGUUCAGUUUAAGGAAGGGGAACCUGUAAGCCAUUUUUAUUUUCCCCUUUCUAUCUUUGUUUUGCCUGUAUUAUUGCUCUUCUGCUCAUUGCCUCUAUCAUGAGCUCGUCAGGAAGAAGGAUUGUGUGUGUUUCUUUCACUGUGACUGACAUACUGUAAGGAGUCGAUAUUUGUGGUGCAAAGAAAUCCACCACAUAUGUGCCUAUCAAUACAAUGGAAUCCUGAUUUCUAGGUCAUUAUCUUAUGAACAAGCUCAUAAAGACCAUUAAAUCAGAUUUUGUGCCUGUGUUCUCCAAAGAGAUUUGCAGUUUGGAUUCAGUGGGCUUAGGUCAUUCAUGAUAAAACACAUUCAAACCAGAAACAUUCAACCAGAACAUACACAGUAGUUAAAACAGGGUUUAGAAGUAAUUCAGAUUUAAAUUAGAUUUAAUGAGAUAUUAAUGGAAGUCAUGUACAGUAAGUGUCUCACAUAGCCAGAUAAACCAUAUUUACAUUCUAUCACUGGCAGUAUAUGAUAUUGUGACUUUAACUGUUAAUGUCAUUACUAUCCCUUUAGCAAAGACCUCUAAUUCCCCUGAUGUUAUUACUGUUACAUACUAAGAUCUACAUGUCCACAAAUCAUGAAGACUGCAGCUAAUCUAUUCUAAUUAUGAAAACGUAUCCAAAGUCUCUAGAGCUUUCUCAAGCUGGAGUGCAUCAUCUGAUCAUAUUAACACACGCCUUAGGUCCUGCUAAACCCUUGUGUUUUGCUAGCUGAAAAUGUGAUUGCAUGUUUUAAUGUUGUAAACUAAUGUUGGUUUCCAAGCUUAAUGGAAUAGCAUACCCCCAUUCUACUGCUUCUGCUUGAGAAAGUCCCCUGACAUAUUAGAGAAGCAAGAUGGAUCACCCCAGCAACCGCUGACUUGUUAAAUAUCCUGUAAAAAGGUGUACUGUUUGCAUAGAAUAACAAAGCCAUUUGUAGCAUUUAAGAUUCCUUUCACAACCUGGCACAAUUCAUAAUCUACUGACACAUAAUAUUAAUUAAUAUCAAAAAUUGAUUUGCUGCUCUAUCUUUUUAAGUUAUUUAAAAAAAUGCAUUUUUUUGCAUGCAGAAGGUAAAUAAAAAUGAAAUACAGCAAGGACUAGAAUUUUUAGUGAACCCAGAAUGUAAAGGUGUUAAAUUUCAGGAUUCGGUGGACUACAGUCAUGUGAGAAAUUCUCAACAUCUAUCAAUCGAUCCAUAUUUCAGUCCACUUGUUCUGCUGAGAGUCUCAAAGGGAUCAUGCAUAAUAGGUACAUGCAGGACCCAGUGGCAUUCCAGCAGCUAGAUUUUCUGCUGUCCCUUAGAUCUAAACUUCACUGGUUCCAUUCUGGAUUCACAGUUUGAAAUGCAUCAUCUCAAUAAGGAAUAUCUAAUGAGCACCGAUGGUGAAGUUUUGAAUUCUCUUAGGCUUACACAGGAGAAAGAAAACACAAACUGGAAAGUGUUAUUAAUAUGAGAAGGAAUAAAUAACUGGUGAUUACAAAGUUAUACAACAAAUCAUAUUACAUGGAUUUUAUUAGUGAAAAAUAAUACCACAUCUCCAUGCUUAAUCAUUUAUGUCAGUAUGUUGCAUUUUAAUUCCAGAAACAAAUAAUAAUAAUGUCAUUCUCACAAGGUACUAUUGUGGCAUGUUUCUUUUGUCCUCACUAUACCUGAAUCUAAACAUAUAUAAAAAUAUAGAUUUUCUCAUUUUAAAACCAUAGGAAAGAUUUUACAAAAACUAUGAUGGCACUGUCUUUUGUUUUAUUGGGUUGCUUUUAGUACAUGAGGAGGACACACUUACAUUACAUGCAUUUUCAUAAAAUUUAUCUGAUAUUAUACAGUAUUGGGCUGAUUUAGGAGUUACAACAGUUGUUACAAUUAUUGUGACCAAGUGCAAAUUUAAAGGUAAAGCAGUGGAUUUAAAGCAAUAGAUAGUGGGAAAUGACAUUUCUGCAAGUUUUUUUUCUCAUUUCCUUAUCAAAACUUUUAAUCAGAAACAAAUAUUGAUUCACAGGUAGAUACUGUCCUGAGAUUGUUGAAGUAAGCAUAGGAUUUAAUAGAUUUCAGGGAAUGCCAUGAUUCAGGAUAUUAAACUUUCAAGAGUAUAUGCUGAGAAUGGUUACUGUGUGUGUAAGUGCAAGAUAGCAUCAUUUGAAGUAGUAUGAUACAAGGCAUUAAAUUACAGAAAAACACAGUGGUAAAAUGAAAAAUAAAACAUACCUGCAUCAUCCGUCAAUAGAUUUUGUUUCAAAAUGUGUACACUUGUCUAGCUUAUAACACAAUGUAUAGAAAAGUAAAAACUACUUCCAGAUUAACAGGAUAACAAACAGCUCCAUGUGCCGAGCAAGUCUGUGCUUUCAUUUCUAGCUGUUAACUUGUUUUUAUGUGCUUCCAAGAAAAAGAUAUUUCUGCACACAGACAUUUUAAUUUUCAAGGGAAAAUAAUUAGAAAUCAGGCUACCAAAUAUAUUACUGCUGAUUACUUGUCUUCUUUAUUUAAUGGAAUAAUUCAUGUAGAAACCACGAUGAGAGUGAUUUUCAAAGCCCUCCACCCCAUGGAAAUACUAUGCUCCCAAAUUUCAAAAAGCAAAAUUGUAGAAAUACCAGGGUGCAAGCCUAACAUGAAAUAGCAUAAGUACGUGAAAAAGAAAUUAGGUUUGUUUUUAUAUUAAAUAUACCUUGGGAAUUUUUACUGCUAUUUAGUUGGGGAUUGACAAAAGUGGAACAAAUUAUGUGCUGAAGCACAAGCUGUGAAAGUUGUCCUGAUUAUUUUUUUUCUAUAGGGAUAACAGAUAACAGAAAAUUAUGUGUUGAAAUAGCUAAGUUGUGAAUUCACAUAAAUUCAAGAUCAUAUAGUUUAAUUCUGAAAUGCGUGCAAAGAUUACAUUUGGGUUUUGUUUCAUUGCACAUGCCAAGCCAAGGACAACACAAAGAGAAUAAUAACAGCAUGUUUAUUGAAUACAAAUUCUAUUAUUUGUCUAAGUUUGACUAAGCAUAAUAAUUACGAUUUAUUGUUAUUUAAUAUGUACCAUUACAU